AUGAAGAAAUUCAAAGAAAGCUUACACAUUUUCUCACCGAAAAAUAAAAGUGAUGAUAAGGUAAGCGAAAGCACAAAAAAAGCGAUCUAUGAACUUGGAAAUGAAAUAGAAGAUAAUUUUGACGAAGAUGUAGAGAACAUAAAAUUCAAUGCAGAUGACAUAUCAUCCUUUUUUGUGAAAAACAACGAAUUAGAAAAUGAAAAGGAAGUAUCAGAAGAUUCUAAUAACAGAACCCAUCAAGUAGGUAAUAUGGAGAGAAAAGCAGAAUACGAAAAAAUGGAAAUUCUGUUCGAUCCAAUUACAUGUGGACCAUACAUAUGUUGCAUGGUGAUUUUAUCAAAAAAGGAAAAUGUAGAAAUUGAAUUUAUUCACCCCAAUAUAUUCGAUUUUCAUGAAAAGGAGUACUUAAGCCAAAGGGGAAAAAAAAAAAAAAAAGUGAAAAUGAUAACACCAUUUAAUGUGUGGAAUCGAUAUAAAGGGGAUUGGGUAGGGGAUGUGAAAUUAUUGAUCUUAGAAAGAAUGUAUUUAUUUAAAGAAACCACUACGAGAAAUAUUCUUUGCGACUUUUAUAAUUAUAAAUCAUGCAAAAAUUAUCAUGAAUAUAAUAUUCUUUACUCUGUUAGUGGCAAUAGGUAUUACAUGAUAUCAUUCAAUUAUUUGCAAGACAACAGAUAUAAGGAAAUCAUUAUUAUUUCUCAGAUCCCACAUUUUGAUUUCAUAUAUGCAAAAUUUUUCCCAGUUAUGCAAUCCUUUGUCGGAAUGGAUAAGAAUGAGAACAUAUAUGAAGAGACAAAUAUGAGAAAAAAUUCAGAAGGUAAUAUACAAAAUAAAGGGGAAACAAAAAACAACUAUGAGAAAUUAGUAAUUUUCUUCGAUAAUUUGAUAAGAAGCAAAGUAUUUGAAGAAAUGAGAUUCAUGGAUUAUUAUGUCCAUUUAUCUAAAGACAUAGAAAAUAUUAACAACAUAAAAAUGAAAAACAUCUUGAUAUUUUUAAAAGCAGUAUUAUUGGAAAAAAAAAUUGUUAUUGUAUGUUCAAAUAAAGGAAAUGGAUGUAGGAUGUUAUUGUUAUUUUUAUCUUUCAUUCCUGAUAUUAUAAAUUUUGGAUUUAAUGUAAAAAGUUAUCAAGAAAAGUUUGAAGAGUGGACAAAUUUAAGGUUACCUCUAAUUUUAUUUCAUGAAAAAUACGUUCUUCUUCUUCAUAUAAAUAACCUUGAAUUGUUUAACGAAUAUACGUAUGAAAAAAGUUACUUAAUAUCAACUAACACUGAUAGUGAUGUAUAUAAUUAUGUGAAGAACAAACUAGAUCUUUUAUAUGACCUUGAUAAAGAUGAAUUAAUUGUAAAAAGUGAAAAUCUAGUUAAUGCUUUAACUUUAACAAAAUAUGAAAAUAAUUACUUGAAAAGCAUUCAUUCGAUUUUUCAAUCUUUGAUUAAUUUUUCUUCCUUAUUUUUUGAAAUGACUAAGCAAAAUGGUAUCAUAAUAAGUGGGAAUACAGGGACAAAUUCUUCCAAAACUUCAUCUAUUCAUAAUUCCACAGGUAUAGCAAUUUCCAGUGUAUAUCCUAACUGUGAUGAUAAGUUGGAAAAUAAUUCUAACACAAUCGAUGAUGUUAUCCAUUCACAUGUGUGUGCAUAUAAAAAUGGUGAGAAGAGGCACUUAGACAGCGUUGGUUAUGUGACACAUUGUGGUAAGACCAAUUCAUUUUGUAUAAACAAGGAGGUAGAAAUUAAUAUUCUCCAGCAUGAAAAUAAUAAGAGAAAUUUGGGCAUCAAAAAGGAAAAUAUGCUAGAGGAAGAAAUGACAUACGAUGAGAAAAACGUUCGUAACAGGAGUAAUCAGAAUGGUGAGAACAAUAAUUUCUGUCAUGAUGAAGGAGAGAGAAAGUGUCAUUUGGAAAAUGGAAAAUUUGAUUAUCCCAGUGUUGAAGAUACAUACAUAGAUGAUGAAGAUGACAUAUGUAUCAUAGACUCAAAAUCGAUAAACUAUAAUAAAAAAAUGGAACCAUUGGAUUGCAUCGAAAAUAAUGAAAAUAUAGAAAGAAAAAAAAUUAGUAGCUUGAAAGACAACAGAGAGAAUGAUAAAGUGCAAGAAAAGUACAUUUCUGAUUUGAGGAACCACUUUCACAUUUAUUUUAAGAAUUUUUUUUUAUUAAGCAAAGAACAUUUUGAAGAAGGGAAAAAAGAAUUGAGAGAAGAAUAUGAAUUGAAUUAUAAUAAUUAUUUUCUUGAAAUUUGGCAAAAAACAAGAAAUUAUAAUUAUUUUAUCGAAAAGGAUUUUAAAAUAAAUAAAUUUUUAAAAAUAGCAGAAGAAAAUAACGUCCUGUUUGAUAAGGAAAAAAUGGAAGAUUAUAAGUUUGUGGAUGAUUUAUUAAUAAUUGAAAAAAGGGAUCAUGUAGAAAGUGAAAGAAAUAUAGAAAAGAAUUUAAAAGAUGUUUUAUUAAUAUCAUUAAAAGGUUACGUAUAUGAAGGGACUUUUUCAAUUUUAAAAAAUUGCAAAGAAGGGUUGGGGAAAUUUGUGUAUAAUAUGCACAACAUAACGUUUCAAGGGGAGUGGGAAAAUGAUCAGAUAAAUGGAUCAGGGCAUCUGUUAUAUAAUAACAAAUUUAAAUAUUUUGGAAAUUUUAAAAAUAAUUUAUUUAGCGGAAAUGGAUUAUUUGUUGAUAAUUUAUUAAACCAGUAUGAAGGAGAAUUUUUAAAUGGCUCAUUUAAUGGAAAUGGAAAGCUUAUAUUUAAUAAAAAUACAUAUAUAGGUAUUUUUAAAAAUAAUAACUUAAUAGGGAAAGGAAAAAUAUUACAUAAAAAUGGUCUUAUUUAUACAGGAGAAAUUAAAAACUUUUUACCACAUGGAUAUGGUUUCUUAUCUUACAACAAUAAUACUGUAUUUGAGGGAUAUUUUGUUCAAGGGAAAAAAAAUGGAAAUGGAUUUUUAACAAUAAAUCAGAAUUCAAUGUCUAAUGGUGUUUUCUGUAUAGAAGGAAAAUGGAGUAAUGAUCAACCUGUCUUAAGGAAAAAGUUUCAUAUACUUUUUCCAAACAAAGACAAGUAUAUAGGGAAAAUCUAUAUCUUUUCCCAUGCUUGGGAAAAGGUUAACAGCAAAUGUCAAAAUUUGUGGAAUGAUCAAUAUACCAUAUGUGAAAAGAUAAAUCAGCAGCUUUUCGAAAUGAAAAGAUUAAUCGAAACUAAAAUUGGUCUUAUUAAUCACUGUGGGAAGAAACCUCCUCCAGUACCAAUUUUAGAGGACGUAGAAAAGGGAUUUGCAAACAUUAGCAAUGAGAACAACACUGAUCCAACUAUGCAUCAAAGGAAUGUUCUUUUUACUUACUGUGAAAAAAACAAUUCAGAAGGUCAAAAUUUAGACACUCAAAGCGUAGGAAGUGCAAAGUUAAAAUGUAGUGUCAGAAAUACAAUUUCAACUUCAGUAGAAAAUGUAGACAACAAAGUGAAAUAUUUUUCCCAAGAUGAAGAUCCAAACCUUGACUUGACAGAACAUGGGAAAAAAAAAAUGUUAAAUGAAAAGCUGGAAAAUGCUUUAAAAGCAAAAGAAAGAAAAAUAUUACGAACUUAUUUCGAAAUAUUAGACAAGUAUUGGAUAUACAAUAUCGAAAAAAAGUUAGGAAAAAAUAAAGAUGUUGUUGAAUAUUUAAUGGAAAAAAAUAUUCUUCUUAUUCCACAUAGAGAAGGAUUAAGUAUAAUAUGUGACAAGAACAAAACAAAAGAAAAUUAUGAUGGAAAUUUUUGUUUGGGUCUGAAACAUGGAUAUGGUAUAUCUGUUUAUGAUAACAUAAAUAGAUAUGAAGGUUACUGGUAUAGGGGAAUGAAACACGGUCAUGGUAUUUUAUAUGAAGGAGAUAAUAUAUAUUAUGGCCACUUUAAUUAUGAUAAAUUAAUUCAAAAGGAAGAAAUUUUGCCUGAACAAGUAAGUAAAUUUAAGCCCAAAAAGGAAGACACCUCCAAUAUGAAGAAGGGAAGAGGUCAUUUUUUAAUAAAUCAGUCCUUCUUUGAUUAUCGAAGUUUUUUAUCCUCCACCGUGUGUCAUUACCUUUAG
This is a messenger RNA of Plasmodium gonderi, 4044 nucleotides long. RefSeq lists its product as hypothetical. The record is from RefSeq and is a predicted model, not a curated record. The transcript is spliced from 2 exons. Lineage: Eukaryota; Apicomplexa; Aconoidasida; Haemosporida; Plasmodiidae. The coding region runs from base 1 to 4044 and encodes 1347 amino acids.